UCUCAACCAUUGCCUUUUCUUUACUUUAAUACCCCCGAACCCCAUCCCGGGUUCUCCCUCAGCGUGAAGGAAGCGAACUUUGCCACAAAAUUCUGCAAUAGUACAGGCAGUUUUAUCGCCAUAAUCAACGAUGACCUAAUUUAUCUCUCAUCUUGAUCAAGAAUUUUAUUAUGAUCCAUUCCAUAUCUGCGUUCUUGAAAUUUUUUGCUCUCAAAGAUGCCUUCUUUUAGCAUCGACUUUCAUAAUUUUACCCUAUUUCUGUUAAUUGUUGAGCAAUCUAAAGCAAUCGAAGAUUGCCCAUUUGUUUUAUGUCGCUGAGGGAGAGAUUUUUAUAUCAGAGGUUUUCAUAAUCUUAGACUAUGGAAAGGGAAAAUUCAUGGGUCGGUCAUUGGACUGAUAACUUUGUGACUGAAACCGUCGAGUUACAUUCAUUCUCUGAGAUUAGUGAUGAAGGUGACAUGGAAGUUUCUGCAGUUUCUAUGGAUUUAAUUAUACCCAAUGAUCUGUUGGAGAGGAUUUUAUCACAUCUUCCUGUUGCAAGCAUUUUUAGGGCAGGUUGUGUGUGCAAAAGAUGGCACGAGAUCGUAACUUCAAAGGGGUUUCUUCAGAAUUUUCUGCAUGACCUUCCACAGAAGCCUUGGUACUUUAUGUUUACUAGCUCAGACGAACCAGUUGGUUUUGCAUAUGAUUUAGUACUUCAAAAGUGGUACGGCAUUGAACUCCCGUGCAUUCAGACAUCCAAUUGGUUUGUUUCUUCUUCGUCUGGGUUAGUUUGCGUAAUGGACAAUGAUAGCAGAAGUGAGUUGUACAUCUGUAACCCAAUAACCAAAUGCUGCAGGAGGCUUGUCGAGCCUCCAGGUCCAAAAUUUUCCGAUUAUAGUGCAUUGGCGAUCUCGGUGAACAGAGUAUCUCAUAAAUAUCAUGUCUCAAUUGUUAGAUCAAACCAAGUUCAGGGAAAUUUCUUUCAGUGGGAUCUCUCAAUACACGUGUAUAAUUCGGAAACAAUGAUGUGGAUGACAACUUUGACAGAGGUUCUAACUGGGUGGAGAGCAGGUGACGAGAGCGUCAUUUGCGAUGGAAUUUUGUACUUUCUGAUAUACUCAACUGGUGGCGGUACCUAUAAUCGCCAUGCUCUGGUCUUGUAUAACCUAGAAAACCGAUCGUCCUGUGGAUUACUGAUGACAAGUUCCAUCCCGGUCCCAUGUUCUCUUACAUGUGGCCGUUUGAUGAACCUAAAGGAAAAGCUCGUAAUGGUCGGAGGAAUUGGGAAACAGGAUCGUCCUGGCAUCAUUAAGGGUAUUGGAAUAUGGAUUCUGAAUGGGAAAGAAUGGCAAGAGAUAGCCAGAAUGCCCCAUAGGUUCUUUCAAGGUUUCGGGGAGUUGGAUGAGGUUUUUGCUAGUAGUGGAAUGGACGACCUCGUAUUUAUCCAGAGUUAUGGGGCCCCUGCACUACUAAUUUUUGAUGUGAACCUGAAGCAAUGGAGGUGGUCACAGAAAUGCCCUGUGACAAAGAGGUUUCCCCUUCAGCUUUUUACUGGUUUUUGUUUUGAACCAAAGCUAGAAAUAGCUCCUUAGUUUUGUUUCACAAUGGAUUCAAUAUUGCAUUCACAGAAUGCUUGUCAACCCAGCUCUUUAUUUAUAUAUUACAUUUUUAUUUAUGCCACUUUUCCUUCAAUA
Olea europaea var. sylvestris is the source of this 1676-nucleotide messenger RNA. RefSeq names its product F-box/kelch-repeat protein At3g61590-like. Gene Ontology annotation, molecular function: protein binding. The record is from RefSeq and is a predicted model, not a curated record. The transcript has 2 exons. Lineage: Eukaryota; Viridiplantae; Streptophyta; Magnoliopsida; Lamiales; Oleaceae. Bases 360 to 1574 code for a protein of 404 amino acids.